AUGUCGAAGAUGAACAACGAUGUCUCAUGUAAUGGCGAGAACAGAAUGAACUAAAUGCUUCUUUCUCUAUUUUUGGAUUUCAAUCUCUGGAAUUAUCAUUAGCACUUACGAAAGGACAACAUGAACACAAAGGAGAAGAAGGGUCAUUCAUACACUUUGGUAUUAAUGGUGACAUCUGCAGCGAUUGGGGGAACAUUACAAUAUGGAUACAACUUGGCCAUAAUGAAUGCACCGACUAUUUUUAUUCAAAACUUUGUGAAUGAGACAUUUCAGGAGCGGUGGGGAAUACAACUGGGGGUUUAUGAAGUCACACUCAUAUGGACCUUUAUAGUCUCCAUUUUUUCAUUGGGUGGCCUUACUGGAGCCCUAAUAGCAGGUCCAAUGUCUGUACGUUUAGGGAGGAAGAAGACUUUGCUGCUUAACAAUGUCUUUCUAUUAUCAAGUUCACUGCUUGCACUGCUGAGCCGAACCGCAAAGUCAUUUGAGAUGAUUAUUAUAUCCAGAUUUUUAGUUGGAAUAAAUGCAGGGAUCAGUAUGAAUGUACAGCCCAUGUAUUUUGGUGAAAGUGCCCCAAAGCACUUACGAGGAGCCGUGUCUCUAUCCUCUGCUGUAUUCACUUCAUUUGGACUGGUUUUAGGACAGGUGGUCAGUCUGAGAGAGUUGUUGGGUAGUGAGCCAUAUUGGCAGUACUUAUUGGCAAGUAAUGCCAUUCCAGGCUUCAUCCAGCUCCUUACCUUGCCCUGGUUUCCAGAGAGUCCCCGUUACCUCCUUUUUGACUGUAAAGACAAGGAGGCCUGUCUAUCAGCAUUGAAGCGUCUGCGAGGCUGUGAGGUGCAGAGAGAGGAGCUGGAUGAGCUCCUGCAGGAACAGAAUGAAAUCAAAAGCGAUCGUGCCAAGCAGCCGUGGGAUCUGUUGACUGACCGCAGCGUCCGCUGGCAGCUGAUCUCGGUGGCCGUCUUGAGCAGCGCCAUGCAGCUGUGCGGUAAUGACUCGAUCUACUUCUAUGCAUCAUAUGUCUUCCAAGAAGCGGGCAUAUCUGCAGGACAGAUCCAAUAUGUGACCAUCGGCACCGGGAUGUGUGAAUUCACUGCUUGCAUUUUGUGUAACCUGCUAAUAGAAAGACUGGGUAGGAAGCUGAUGUUGAUGGGCGGUUAUGUUCUGAUGACAGGAUGGGCCAUAGUCUUCACUGUGGCUCUUUCACUCGAGAAUAUUGUUACCUGGAUGCCUUAUUUGAGCAUGACCUGCAUCUUCACUUACAUUCUCAGCUUUGGCAUGGGUCCAGCUGGGGUGACUGUUAUUCUCCCGACUGAGAUUUUCAACCAAACAGCACGACCUGCAGCCUGCAUGACGGCUGGAUUUCUAAUGUGGCUUAACCUCUUCAUCAUCGGCAUGAUGUUUCCUUUCCUUGUGAGCGGUUUAGGACAGUACUGCUUCGUGCCUUUUGGGACUGUAUGCCUCCUGACUGCUGCAUAUAUUCACAUGGUUCUACCCGAAACCAAGGGAAAGACCCUACCCAUGAUCACAAAAGAGUUUUACAAGCUCAACUACCGUGGACACAAACGAAUGGAUCCAGAAGCUUCACAAGCUCAGUAUAAACUUGGGGAAAUCCUCCACUCUACUGCCUUAUAGACUGCUAAAUAUUC
Molecule: messenger RNA, 1643 nt
Organism: Danio aesculapii
Lineage: Eukaryota; Metazoa; Chordata; Actinopteri; Cypriniformes; Danionidae
Gene: slc2a11a
Product: solute carrier family 2 member 11a
Biological process (GO): monosaccharide transmembrane transport
Cellular component (GO): membrane
Molecular function (GO): hexose transmembrane transporter activity
Source: RefSeq, a predicted model, not a curated record